GUGAGUUUGCUAUAUAAUAUCAAAAAGAUAUAGAGAAAGUAAAGGAAAAUAUACUGAAAGCACAACGUCAAAUGAUAGAACAGGCAAAUAAGCACAAAAGACCUUCUCAGAUUGUUGUAGGUGAUCUGGUAUGGGUCAAGUCUAAAGAGUUUGCUCCUGAAGAGAACAUAUCCCAAAAGUUGUUGCCAGCCUACAGAGGACCAUGGCAAGUUCUAGAUGUGAUAGGAGAUGUGGAUGGACCUUCUUAUGCUAUUGGGAUUCCUCUGCACCUACACACGUAUCCAGUAUUCCACGCCUCAAAGCUCUUACCCUGCGUGAACAAUGAGCUAUUUCCCAGUCGCAGAUCGGCGAUUCCUCCAAGUAUGGAUGGGAGGUAUGACGUGGACAAGAUUAUUGUUGAGAGUACUGUUCAGACUGGACGUAGAGGCAGACCCCAGCAACAAUAUAAAGCGACAACCGAAGAAAAACUUGCCCUCUUGACUGAAACAGUUCUUCAUACCAAGCAAGAGGUCGCUCCAAUCAACCGGACCCUGCAAAAGGUUGAAAGCCACCAGUACGAAUUUGAAGGAGUCUGGAGCACCUUCCUUCAGAAGUCCGCCAAAGAUGCGGAUCUGCACAUUCAGUCUUACAUUCAAAAGUUAGAUAACCACAUCACACAAACCUUCACUCCAGCCGUAAUUGAGAAGAUAAUCCAGGGCAGCGGCGCAGGAAGCGGUGGAGGUGGUGAUGGAGACGGAGAUGGAGGCGAUGGAGACAGAAAAGGAAAGGGGGUACUGCGAGACGAUAAAGAUACUGAUGUCAAGAAAAUAAAACCCGCGGGGGAGGGCAACAAGGAAGAGGACGCGACCGAGGAAGAGGAGGUCGUGGACGCGGUGGAAGAGGACCCGGUACCCAGAGGGGUGGUGGCGAAGGAAGCUACUACGUGGGUGGAAGGGGCAAAGGUCCCUCGCAAGGUGGCCGGGGUUCAUAUUCUACCUGGGGAAGAGGAAGAGGCACGUGGUAUGGAAAUUGGGACAAACCAUAUCCACCCCGUCGAGGUCUGCCCAAAUGGGAGCCUUGGAAGCAAUUGGGGAUCACAGAAAAGCUACAUAAGUAAGAAAGGUUUGCAAAAGCUGCGUCUCGGGCUUAAGGUAAAGCAAUUAUAUGAGCCCAUAGUCACGGGCCUUAGUUGGGAGGAGUGGGAAGCUGUCAUCUGGUUGUCAUUCCCGGUCAUUCUUGUUGAUGAGAUUUUGAAAUGGAUGUCACGCAACAUGAAUUACAUCACCGGGCGCUCUUUUAUUGCCAAACGAUGGCGGAGAAGGAGAGAUGUGAUUCCAAAGCUUGUCAGGGAAUGGUAGCGAAGAGGGGGGAGGUGUGAGCAAUGACUGUGUGGGUUUUUUCUAGAUUUGGGAGGCAAGAUUUUGUACUGUCGAUGUGAUGGUAGUGAGCCUAAGUGAGGUAAUGUCUUUGUUAGCUUUUCGAUAUGGGGUUGCAGUUUUGAGUCUUUUGACUCACAGCCCCAGCACAUGUGAUUGUUCUGACUCUGCAUUCCCAAAAUUGGGCCGGGUGGCUGAAGAUCGUUCCACAUUGGUUUUCAUCGAACAGCUCUAUGAGCGCCAGCAAGACUCAUUUGAUGUUUAUUUCAGAUCGAUUAAAAGCUCACUUUGUGUA
Molecule: messenger RNA, 1650 nt
Organism: Chara braunii
Lineage: Eukaryota; Viridiplantae; Streptophyta; Charophyceae; Charales; Characeae
Source: the annotation of a GenBank genome assembly